Messenger RNA from Thrips palmi, 3857 nucleotides. RefSeq lists its product as uncharacterized. Gene Ontology annotation, molecular function: protein binding. Lineage: Eukaryota; Metazoa; Arthropoda; Insecta; Thysanoptera; Thripidae. The transcript has 12 exons. The coding region runs from base 569 to 3181 and encodes 870 amino acids. The record is from RefSeq and is a predicted model, not a curated record.
CGACGCUUGGCUGCCACGCCACGCCACGCCACGCAAGCGGCCGACCGGAACGCAAAGUACCGGAACGGAGAGGCAAGCAAACGUACUUUAGAGGCAAAAACCGCGUGCGUGCGCCGCGGAGUGUGGGGCCGGCAGGCUGACAGUGGACUUCAAGUGUGGAUUUUGUUCGUUGUGGAAGAAACCGACAGUGUGAGGGGAAUUCCCCACAGGACGCUGCCUGACACUCCCAGUGCACCGUCCGGUUUUCAAUUAGUGAAGAGUUAGGAAGUGCAUCACGUGAAAAAGUGUUAGUGCAGUCGCGUGGCGCAGCAGUUGCGCAGCAGUGUCGUUGCGGGGUUGACCCCUUCCAGGAUUGUGCCCUACUCGAAGGGCACCCUGCCGCACUGCUGCACCGCCAGGCCACCAGGCCACCAGGCCCUGUUCAAGGAUUACCGCGCCCUGCACUGCCCUGCCAGCACACAGUGCGGCACACAGUGCCUGCGCCGGGGGCACCGCCUCCCCCACCACUCCCCCGGCAUUCCACCGAGCAGCAGGCGAUCGGGUUGACGAUGCCGAGCGACAUUCGGCCAUGGCACCCGCCCUGCGCUCCAUGCCGGUGCCGCCGCCGCAGCCUUCGCCGCCUGCCGAGCUCUCGGACGACGAGGAGGACGGCGACCGCCACGACCGCCACUGGCCAGCAUGCGACGGCCAGCAUGCCGGGCAGCCGGGCCGAGCAGCCACGGAGACAGCAGCGCGCCGCCUUGGCCGCGUUCACCGAGGUCGCCACCACUCUAGCAGCAGCGGCAGCGCGGCCGGCCACACGCACUCGACGCACACGCCGCCACCCGCGGCCCUAGGGGCCCUAGACGACAUGGGCAGCAGCGGCAGCAGGCAGCAGCCCGGCAAGCCCGGCCACGGCCAGCAAGGCCUGCUCGGGCGCCGCACGCAGUCCUCGGGCUCGCUGUGCACCGGCGAGAAGCUGGGCCGGCUGCUGGCGCCAUGCGGCCGCCACCGCCACCGCGGCAACCACUUCAACCACAACGACUACAACUGCAGCCACCACCACAACCACGCCGGCGACGACUGCCACCGGCAUCUCAGGUACAAGCUGUGCGGCUCCCUGCCCAACCACCUGGACGCGGCGCAGCGGGACGCGUGCGACAACAACAACAUCACGCCCGCGUCACCCUGCGUGUCCGAGAAGGACCUGCUGGACCUGGGCUACGCCUCGGAGCGCUCCCCGGACGACGAGAAGCACUUCCCCGGCGACAUGUCGGGCGCGUGCGAGUCGGUGCCGCUGCAUCGCGGCUCGCGCGGCCUGGGCUUCUCGGUGUGCGGCGGCGCGGACUGCUCCUCCGACGGCCUGGUGCGCAUCAAGAGGCUCUUCCCCCACCAGCCGGCCUGGCAGAGCGGCCGCCUCCGGCCCGGCGACGUCCUCCUGGCGGUCAACGGCGAGCCCCUCAGCGGCCUCACCAACCACGAGGCGCUCGAAGUGCUGCGCACCGCGACCGACCACGUGGUGCUGACGGUGGCCCGGCCGUCGCGGCCGCCGUCCUGGGCGCACGCCUCCCUGGCCAUGCAGGCCGGCAUGCAGCCCCGGCAGCCGCCGCAGUGCCUGCAGCUGCCCGACCCGCGGCUGUCUCGCCAGGACUCGUGCGGGGAGCUGGAGGUGGCGCUGAGCAAGGUGCAGGGCAGCCUGGGCUUCACGCUGCGCAAGGAGGACUCCAGCGUCCUCGGCCACUACGUGCGCGCCCUGGUGCGCGAGCCCGCCAUCUCGGACGGCCGCAUUCGGCCUGGGGAUAAGAUAGUCGCGGUGAACGGCGUGGACAUUUGCCACAUGACGCACGAGGAGGCCGUGCUGUUCCUGCGGCAGGCCGGCGACACGGUGCUGCUGAGGCUGUACCGCGACGUGGCGCAGACCCCCGUGUCGGCGCUGUCCCCCACGGAGGCGCACAAGGCGUUCCGCCCCAAAACCCUGAGGAAGGAGGCGCUGGACAUGCUGAGCGACCUCGCCGUGCGGCGGAUGGCGCCCCGGCCGGGCGAGUCCUCCACCCUGGGCCGGCCCCGCAAGGUGUCGGCCGGACGGGGCGCGGGGGGCGCCGCCAACGGCAGCUCGGCGUCGUCGUCGCACCUGCAGCAGCAGCGCACCAGGACGCAGUCCUUCGGUACGGCGUUCGACGCCUCCAUCGCGAGCUCUCUCUACUCAGCCCAGACUGAUUUUGAACCGUUGCUUCCCACAGAACUGAUUGCAUCUAGUCAAAGCAGCGGGCGCGCCACAAGUCUUGGCCGCGAGGAGAGCCCCCUCGUGGACCUGGCGGACUCCACCGUGUCCAGCUCGUCGCUCAGCUCGCUGGCCUCCUCCGCCAACUCGGUCGUGGAGCGGCCCGGACUGCGGCCUCGGCGGCCCGAGUUCCUGGAGCUGGCGGGGGGCGGCGGCGGCUCCAGCAGCAACAUGCACGCGCCCACCUGGAACCUGCAGAAGCUGUCCCUCGGCGGCUCCCCGGCCCAGCAGGACGCCGUCUGGACGGACGACGGCCGGUCGACGGACUUCGCCAGCCUGCCGUGCGAGGCGGCCAGCCCCGACGAGGACGUCGACGUGGUGGACGGCCGCGGCCGGAGCCGCGCCUUCAGCCACCGCAACCCCGCGUACCAGUCGGCGCACCCCGCGUGCCGCGCGCACGGCCCCGGCGGCCCCAGCGCGGGGCUCGGGGGGCUGGCGGGGCGCAGCGUCACCAAGGACCCUCGGGUGGCGAGGGGCGGCGGCACCACCACGGAGGUCGCACUGCAGGAAUCAAUCCCGGACGUCCGCGGCGGCGAGGGCCGCACGGGGCUGCUCAAGUGGAAGGGCGUGGUCUUCACCCCGGAGGACGACACGGACUCGGUGACGAGCUCGCCCCAGGACGACACGGAGAGCCAGAGCACACUGGAGGACAGCAACGGCCAGGUUUUCACGGUGGAGCUGAAUCGGGGCUGGAAUUCCCGGCUUGGCUUCAGCCUGCAAAGUCAGGGGGAUGAUUCCGUCAUCAGCGCCAUCUACAAUGACAGCGUAGCGGCGAAAAACGGACGCUUAAAGACGGGUGACCGCAUUAUUAUGGUUAACGAUGAGAGCGUCGAAGGCAUGCCCACAGCGGACGUCAUAGACCUGUUUCGGAAGAUCCGGGGGCCCAUUGCAAUCACCGUGUGGCGAGAAAACGAUCGGUAGAGUCAGUUGACCAGUCAUGCUUUAAGAAUUUGCAUUCCAUGUGCUUUGAGCCAAAGAUAACGAGAGCACACUGCCAUUCAGAAGAUGUAUUAUAGUACUUAAGACUUUUUGGCAACAGUGUCGCUUCCCGCCUUCUCAUUGUGAAUAUUUGUUCAUAUCAAACCGGAAGUGUUCAUCGUUCGAAAAGAGUCAGGAAAAGUAAGUUCUUGUAGUCACUGUCCAAAGAAAAACUUUUCACCCUCUAGAAUUUUUUUUAGAACUAUAUAAAUACUGUUAUACCAACACUAUACGUAGGCAUUAUUAAUUUAUGAGACCUGUUAAUUUUGUUCAAAAAGUCUAAUUAUUUUAAAAAUUUGUUUAAAAAAAAAAACAAUUUUAUGACUCAGUGAGUGUACCAUAGAGGAUUUUAAUCUUCCCAAGUUACGAAAGUUUCCCGCAGCAUUUUAGAACACAAUACCCUAAUGAAAAAAGUUACACUAACUUUUAUGAAUAUUCCUAGAUGGUGUAAUUUGACCCUGCACUGCAUUUUGAAGUUGUUUCUCAUGCUGACUGUCCAGCGACAUUCUGUAGAGAGUGUUUUUACCUAUUAGCUUUCUAAUUAUUCAAAAAAUUCGAAUUGUGGAAAUAUGUGAAAGACUACAGAACAUAGUUAGAAAUAUAAUUUAUAACAAACUGG